This is a messenger RNA of Setaria italica (foxtail millet), 741 nucleotides long. RefSeq lists its product as uncharacterized. The transcript has a single exon. The record is from RefSeq and is a predicted model, not a curated record. The coding region runs from base 135 to 602 and encodes 155 amino acids. NCBI's taxonomy places the organism in Eukaryota, Viridiplantae, Streptophyta, Magnoliopsida, Poales, Poaceae.
ACCCACCGUCCACACCAGUCUCCCUCUUCCCAUAUAUACGCACGGCGAGCGCGGGCGGCGCGGCCACUCCCCCUCCCGCUUCCCUUCCCAGUUCCCCACAGCAAUCUCUCCUCCCCCCAACCACUUCCCUCGCCAUGGACGGCGGCGGCGGCGGCGGCGGCUACAGCCCGCGGUUCCAGCGCCAGGCCUCCUGCUCCUGCGCCCCCUCCAUCUCCCGCCGGGGUUUCGUCCGCGGCGGCUUCGACCUUGACGGCGACGACUACUACUACUACGACGACAUCUUCCACUCCUCCUCCGGCGGCGGCGCCGCCGCGUACGACAAGGUCGACGGGCACUACCCCGCCGGGACCCAGCGGCUGUCCGCGCGCGCGAGGCUGAGGGGCCUGUGGCGCCGCAUCAUGCGGGAGAAGAAGCGGAUCCUGCUCUGCACCACCGGCUGCGUGCCGGCGGCGGCGCCGCCGCACCGGGAGCCCUACGACGCGUACAGCUACGCGCAGAACUUCGACGACGGCGCGGCGUGGGUGGAGCCAGAGAACCUCUCGCGAUCCUUCUCCGCGCGCUUCGCCGUCCCCUCCAGGGUGCUGCAGAGGGUCGCCGUGUAGAGGCUUUAUCAAACCGCCGGCCGGCCGCCGGCGGCUCGAUUUUUUCUUUUCUCUUUCGUCUUUGACAAUUUUGGAGCCGUAAAUUGUGAAAACAGAAGCAUCGAUCCCAUCUGUAUAUGCAGUCAGUUUUUUCGUGCCA